Didymodactylos carnosus is the source of this 2298-nucleotide messenger RNA. Lineage: Eukaryota; Metazoa; Rotifera; Eurotatoria; Philodinida; Philodinidae. The record is from the annotation of a GenBank genome assembly.
AUGAGCGAUUCUGAUGACGAAGAUUGUCAUGUUGAUGAGGUCAAUUUUGUCAAGCCGAAGCCAAGUUUCGUCGAAAUGCGUCUAUCAAAUCUCAGCGAAGUUAAGGACGCUGUGACGGUUGAGUCGAACAGACCAGAAAGCAUAGCUGCUUCAUCAGAUCGAAGCAGUAAACGUACAGUAAAACAGAAACGGAAACUGCGAAAAGCUGACACAAACAUUGUUAGUGUUCAAUUCAAUCGACUACUGGAAUCAACCGAAAUGCAUGCAGGAGACGUCAUCAAAUGCAAUGAGUGCGGUGUAAUUGCUUCGCAUUUGAGCAAAAUCAAGCAGGCUGAGCCUCAGCAACAAUCAGAUGCCGAUAAUGAGAGCGGAGAACAGUUACCACAAUCAUUAUGGGAGUGUGAGUUUUGCAAGCACGCCAAUGCAACCGAUAUUGAACAAACGGAUUUGCCAAAACAAGAAGAUGUCACCUAUCUUGUUGCGCCUGCACCAGCUGUACAUGGUGCCGAUAUGACUGGUGUUGAUAAUUCAAUUGUCAUAUUUGUCAUCGACAUCUCCGGAUCAAUGUCGACAACAACUCUCAUUAAUGGGACAUUUCAAAUGCCGAAUGCUCUUAAUAAACAGCAACGAAUGACUGAGAAUUUUGGUGGUGCACGCAUGAUUCGUCAACAUAAUCAAACAUACGUCACUCGUCUCCAAGGCGUUCAAAUGGCUGUUGAUUCCAAUCUUGAGAAGCUUAUGAAAGAACACCCGACGAGACGUGCAGUUUUACUAACAUUUAAUUAUGAAUUAACAUAUUACGGUGAUGGAUCAAAAGAGCCGCUGGUUAUUCGCGGAGACAAAUUGAAUUCAAAAGAAGAGCUGAUUCGAGAAGCCGAACAAGAGAAUAACCAUGAAUUGAAACCAAUUAUCGAAACGAAGAAGAAGUUGGUUGAUCGUAUCUACGAUCUUGAAGAAGGCGGUCAAACAGCACUCGGUCCUGCCGUCAUGUUUGCUCUUUACAUUGCAUCAAAACGUCAAGGAUCAAAAAUUGUCCUCUGCACAGAUGGUUUGGCGAAUCGAGGCAUUGGAAGUUUAGAAGUUGCAAAUGACGAAACAUCAGACGAGAUUGAGAAAGAGCGAUCAAUCGAGGAGGGAAAUCAGUUUUACGGUCAAAUAACGGAUCUGGCGAGAGAUAAAGGCAUUUCAAUAUCCGUAAUCACAAUCAAAGGUACAACAUGUCUGUUACCCAUAAUCGGUCAGAUGGCUGAUGGCAGCGGUGGUCAAGUGACAGUCGUUGAUCUUAUGAAUAUUCGCGAUGAAUUUGCAACGAUUCUCGAACAACAAGUCAUCGCAUCGAACGUUCAAGCCACGCUCAUCGUUCAUCGCGGACUUUAUAUUCGUAAUCCGGAAAAUAAUGAGGAAAAACUGAACAAAAGUGAACGUGAUAUUGGAAAUGUGACCAAGGAAACAGAAAUAACGUUCGAAUUUGGUGUUCGAAAUAAACAAGAAUUAAAAGCUUUACAUGGCAUCGACUUUAAUCAGUUAAAGCAAUUCCCGUUUCAACUACAAGUAUUAUACACAGCUGCCGAUGGCACCAAAGCACUUCGCGUAUUAACACAAUUGAAAGAGGCAACCGAAAAUCGUGAAAUUGCUGAACAGAAUGCCGUUCGAUCAGUAAUUGCAGAGAAUCAUAUUCGUUCGACUGCACAUAAUAUGAUGAAUAUUGACGACGACGACGACGAUAUGGAUUAUCGUGGUAAAACACGGUAUGCUUCGAACGUUUUUCAGAAACAACAGCAAAAAUAUAUUACAAAUUUAAAUAAGCGAGUAAAGGACGGGAACGCUGAUGAAUUUAACACAGGACGUUGGGAUAAAGCCUCGAAGGAACUUCAUUCUCAUGUCAAACAAGCAAAAUCUCAUAAAAGAAUGAAUAAUCGAGGACGGCAGGAACACGAAUAUACAGGUGCUAAAGUACCGAUAGUUUCCACUAGUCGUGAUGGUGAUACCUCUACCACAGCUUUUUCAUCAGCUUCAAUGGUUUCUAGCAAACAAUCUGAAGCACCAUCUAAGCCACGCUCGUACGGUUUUACGGCAAAAAACGCGCGUGUCUUCAGCGAUAUUGGUUCGUCGAAAAUGUAUCAAUACAAACAAAUGAACACAAAUUUUCUUCGUUCAUCGAGUCCACCAUCUGGUUUGAGAAACGAAUCAGAAGAAGAAAAGCCACAGAAGAAGAAAACUAACAUUCAAGAAGAGGAGGAUGAGGAUGACGAUGAGGAUGAAUGGGAAGAAAGAAAAAAGGAUGCCAAACGAAAAUAA